GACUACACCCAAUCACAGCUCAGAAGGCGGGGCUUGAGUGAACUCAAGGAAAACUGGAGGAAAAACGUCCAGUGCUGGUUCUACCCUCUGUUUCUACUCUGGUUGUGAGUUUCAGGAGAUGCAGGAUCUCCACCUGUAAGAGCGAUGAACAGUGAAGAAGAGGACGAGAGGGUUGACAUGACGCCGGAGGAGCUGCAGCACUGGGUGCGGGAGCAGGUGGAGAAGAACGAGCAGCUGGUGCAGAGGCAAGCGCAGUUGGCGCAGGUGGAAGAGUGGGUGAAGCGGAAAGAACGGGAGGCAACAUACACCCAGUUGGUGUACAAUAACGCGUUCGACUCGGUGCUCAAGUGCGAGUCUUUGAUGAAGGGUUUGUAUGGAAUGCUGGGACUGGAGUAUCGAGACACAGACUCGGAGGAAGAAGGAGCGGAUGAACCGAUUGAAAACGUCCCUCAGACCACCGAUAAUUUUGAUCAUGUUAAGGACGGUAAUGAUUGCGGUGCUGCUGUUGACGGAGAUGACGACUAUGUCGUCAUCGAUUUGGGGGCGUCUGUUCCUGAAACAUCGGUGAAGGAGGAACUGAAGGAAGUCGGGCUUUCAGCAGACAUGAAUUCGGUGGGCACAUCAGUGGAGACUUUUGUGAAGGUGAAAAAAAUGGAGGAUGUCGACCUUCCAAGUGAAAUCAAACCAACAUCAACUCUGACGAAUGACGGAGCUUCUGACAAUCCCUUAACAACCAUAAAGACUUUGGGAAGCCCCAUACCAAUUAGUGAGCCACCGUCUUGUGAUUUGCCUGCUCAGGAAGAAGGUUCUCCUCCCGUUUCAUUGGAAUCAUCUAUCCCAAUGAACGAGACUGUUGAAACCCCUCCACCGACCACCAUUCCAGACACAGCGUCAGCAUCCACGAAUGAUACAAAUAGACUUGAGAAGCCCAGUGAAACAUCUGCACCUACGACGGAGACUGCUUCCACAGAGGAACCUGUGGUAACUACUCCAACAGCCACACUCCCAGUGAAAUCUGCAUCCAAAUCUUCAAAUACAUGCUCAACCGACAAGCAGAAACUUUCCUCUAAGUGUAAAAAAUCCAAAGCAUCUAAAACCUCAGCAAAGAAAAAUGAUACACAGGCCAGUCCCAAACCCAGCAGGACACCUUCAAGCACCAGCACACCAUCUAAAACCACAGUUCAAACUCAAUCCACAGAAAAUGCAAAGAGUAUCAACCCUAAGCAAGGUGACAACCCUGAGGAUAAAUCUCCUACCCCCUCCUGCUCUCCAUCUGGUACCUCAGACUCCAUAAGUUCAGACAAGACUUCCAACAAAACUACUUCAACCAAGCAAGCCGAUCCCAAAGAAGCCUUCCAGAAUUCUCCGACCACUCCGGCCGCUUCGACUACUCCCACCACAACCGCGACGCCUGUUAAAGUUCAGAAAGAGGUCACGCUGAAGGUUAACAUGAGUGUUCUUGGAAGGCGGAGGACUAAAACAUGGCACCAAGGCACCAUUUUAGACAUCAAAACAACUGAGUCUGGUCCUAGGUAUAAGAUCCUGUUUGAUAAUGGUAAAGGAAAGAGUGUUCUAUCUGCUCAUCACCUGGCAUGUGUGAACCCUCCUAUGCUAAAGGAUCUGUUUGUGGGGUGUCGAGUUGUAGCCUGCUACAGAGAAGAUAAACAGUCCUGGCUCCAUGCUGCGGUCGUGGCAGAGAUGCCUGACCGCAGGAAUCGAAUGAGGUUCUUGGUGUUUUUUGAUGAUAGCCGUCCAGCCUACAUCGCCCUGCCAGACCUCCAUCUGGUCUGUAAGCCAAUGAGCAACAUGUCUGAAGACAUAGAAGAUGAGGUGUGGCGUGCCGAGCUGGACGAAUAUCUGCAGGCGUAUCCAAACCCUGUUUUUGUAGUGAUGCGGGUGGGCCAGGAUAGCGUGGUGGAGCGUGGCGGUCAAAUGGAGGAGUGUACCGUCACUCAGCUGGAUGGUAGCUUGAUCCAGGUCUGCUACAGGAAAGAGGGGGAGAAAGAAUGGCUGUAUAAAGGCUCAAAUCGAUUAGAGCAAAUCCAAAAGAUCAAGAAGCGAAUAGCUGAGCAGAAGGAACAGGAUGUAAAUAAAGAUGGACGGAUUACACCUCAGAAGGGUACCACCGACACAAGCACCACCGCAAGCACCACCAUCGACACUCCAACUACCACCACCACCAAAACCAGCACCAGCACCACCAAAACCAGCACCACCACUGCUGCUUCCCAGGCAAAGGUUACCACGAAUGCUGAACCCUUAAAAACUUCUCCUGCUUCAAAUGUUCCUCAGAUCGCUUCUCCAGUCCCAACUUUGUCAAACCUGACAAAGGCAUUUGAGGGUCAUCCAAUAUCACAACCUAAAAUCGUCCUGAACAGAAUCGCUUUCCCGUCGCCUCUGACGACCGUGAAAACCACCACACACCCUGUGCCUUUGGGUACCACACCAUCUAACACAGGAACUAAACGCCCCUCUUCUGAGGAGGAGGACAACAGGUCACAGAAUGCUCUUCUCCCCGUUGUUGAGCCCCGGCUGAAGUAUGUACCUCAUCGCUGCUGCCCGGCUUGUCUGUAUAGCGUGAGGCCAAUCCAAAAGGAUCAGCACCGUGGCCAGAAUCCACUGCUCAUCCCCCUGCUCCAUGGCUUUCGCCGCAUGACCGCAAGACGGCGUCUAGACGGGAAGAUGUCUUUUCAAGUUUUCUAUCGCGCUCCCUGUGGGCGGAGCAUGUGCGCUAUGGAAGAGGUGCAGGCCUUCCUGUUUGAGUCACGCUGUGAUUUCCUGUUCCUGGACAUGUUCUGCUUGGACCCGUUUGUGCUGGUGAAAAGGGCCUUGCUCCCGUCCUCGAUGGUCAGCCAUCCUCGUUUGUUCCUGCCAGACAUAUCCGGAGGAAAGGAGGCGGUGCCCGUGCCCUGUGUUAAUGAGCUUAAUGAUGUCUCUCCACCCACUCUGACCUACACUAGUCAUAGGCUGCCCGCUUCUGGUGUCUUCAUCAACAACAACCUUGACUUCAUGGUGGGCUGCGACUGCACUGAUGGCUGCCGAGACAGAACCAAGUGCGCCUGUUACCAGAUGACCAUCGAGGCUACGUCGUUGUUCACCGGUGGUCCUGUGGAUGUCACCGCCGGAUACACACACAAACGGUUGCAACGUUACGUCCCCACUGGGGUGUACGAGUGUAACGCUCAAUGCCGCUGCGAUCCGUGGCUGUGUGGAAACCGACUGGUUCAGCACGGCCUUCAACUGCGCCUGGAGGUUUUCAUGACUCAGCACAAAGGUUGGGGCCUGCGUUGUCUGGACGAUAUGUCCAAGGGUACUUUCGUGUGCGUUUUCACAGGCAAAGUCGUGGACGAGACGUCACAUGGGGAAAGUGCCUUGGCUGGCAACGAGUAUUUGUUAAACCUGGACUACAUUGAAGGAGUGGAGAAACUGAAGGAGGGCUAUGAAAGUGAAGCUUACUGCUCGGAGACGGAGAGCGAGAAGAAGACUCUUGUAACCAUGACGACAGGGGCGUUACAGAAACAUAGGAUGUUCCAAGUGGACUCGAGUUCUAGCUGUGGUGAAGAGAAGGUAGAGGCAACCCAACAAAAGACAAAAACGAAAAGGAAGCUCGGUAACAAAGAGAGAAAAGCAAGAGAUGUUGAAUCAGAAGAUGAUGAUGAUGAUAUAGAUGAUGAGGAUUAUAAGAUCAGCUCGAACGAUGAUACGGGAGCCAAGUCAAACAGAAGCUACACCACACGGAGAAAGGCCAAGAUCCCAGAGAAGACAGAAUUGCAUAAUAAUAUCCAGACAUCUCCUAAAAUCUCAGAGAAGCAAACCGAGGUGACCUCUUCCAUGGCCAAGAAGAUGAGAAUAGAGGGUCCAGGAAGGCCAAAGACCGGAUUUGCCAAAAAGUCAACACGUUCUUUCGCCAUCAAGUCGAGUCAUAGGAGAGUGAAGCCACUAGCAGCACCUGAGCAAAGUGUUCAAGAAAAGAAAACGAUGCAUGACAGGAAGUGCACUCGGAGCCUGUUUAACGGGGAAAAGUCCUGCUAUCUCAUCGACGCCAAGCACGAGGGAAACCUGGCAAGAUUUAUUAACCAUAGUUGCAAUCCAAAUUUAUUCGUCCAAAAUGUUUUCGUGGACACACACGACCUUCGCUUCCCCUGGGUCGCGUUCUUCACCAGCAAGCGUAUCAGGGCUGGAACGGAGCUGAUGUGGGAUUACAGUUAUGAAGUAGGCAGUGUGGAGGGCAAGGUGCUGCUUUGCUGUUGUGGCUCGGCCGAAUGCUCCGGACGGUUACUUUGAGUUCCUCCAUGUAACGUCGAGAAACCUUUCAAAACUGACUGCUCGGUUUCUAAAUUAUAUCACACUCAACUGUAAAGGACCAAUGGAAACUGGAGAUUUGUGUAACAUGUUCUGUUUUGCAAUUUGUAUUCCGGAACUGAAGUCUGGUUGUAAACAGCAUGAUUUUAACGUGUUUUAAUCAGUUAAACGUCUAAUAAGUUGAAAAAUGUUGUUUGUUGUACUUGUUAAUAAAACAGUUGAAAUCUG
Silurus meridionalis is the source of this 4530-nucleotide messenger RNA. RefSeq names its product SET domain bifurcated histone lysine methyltransferase 1a (gene setdb1a). The record is from RefSeq and is a predicted model, not a curated record. Bases 145 to 4284 code for a protein of 1379 amino acids. NCBI's taxonomy places the organism in Eukaryota, Metazoa, Chordata, Actinopteri, Siluriformes, Siluridae. Gene Ontology annotation, cellular component: nucleus. The transcript is spliced from 21 exons. Gene Ontology annotation, biological process: heterochromatin organization; negative regulation of gene expression. Gene Ontology annotation, molecular function: DNA binding; zinc ion binding; histone H3K9 methyltransferase activity.